Messenger RNA from Lampris incognitus (smalleye Pacific opah), 4239 nucleotides. RefSeq names its product TLE family member 2, transcriptional corepressor a (gene tle2a). Gene Ontology annotation, molecular function: transcription corepressor activity; protein binding. Lineage: Eukaryota; Metazoa; Chordata; Actinopteri; Lampriformes; Lampridae. Gene Ontology annotation, biological process: regulation of DNA-templated transcription; negative regulation of canonical Wnt signaling pathway. Bases 625 to 2982 code for a protein of 785 amino acids. The transcript has 20 exons. Gene Ontology annotation, cellular component: nucleus; transcription regulator complex. The record is from RefSeq and is a predicted model, not a curated record.
GGAGUGUGUGUUGUGUGAAAUAUAGUGCCGGGGCAGCGGAGCCGAGACAAAAGACGCUGCGGCUGCGUUGAACGAGGUGGUCCGUCCGUCCGUCUCGGGAAGCCACAAGCGAGCGAGCCCACACCACCACCCCCAACACACACACACACACACACACACACACUCACACCCUCUCCGGCCUUUGUACGUUUGACGGCGUAAGAAAAGGACGUGGUGGGACGGAUAACAGCGGCGCAGUAAGGCGGCGGGGUAAUUGUGUGUGUGUGUGGGGGGGGGAGGUUUUCCUCUCUUUCCGAUCUCCUCGGCCGCGGUCGGAAGUGCGGGGGUCGGGGCAGGCUCGGGAACUCAUCUCGGGCGCAUCUCUCGCCGUAACACGUCGAGCGCGGGGUGGCCGGAGACAGCCCCCAGAACAAAGGAGGCUCCGCGACGAGCCAGCCGAGCCGAGACUAGCUCCCGAAAGCAGGCCAGAUGCCUCUCUGGAAGCCCACCGCGUGAGCAGGUCAGCCCGUCCCGUUUUUCCAAGGAAGCCCUUCGCGCGACGAAAGGAGAGGGAGACGGAAACAAAGCGAGAGAGAGGGAGGGGGGGAGGACAGAACACACGCUCGAGUCAAGUCGGCGGCUACAAUGUUUCCUCAGAACCGACCACCGGCUCCUCUACAGGCACCUCCGGGGUCCUCUGCCUCUGUGGCGGCGGCGGCUGCAGCGGCGGCGGCGGCGUCUGGGGCGCCUCAGUCCCUGAAGCUGACGUACCCGGAAACCCUGGACCGCAUCAAGGAAGAGUUCCAGUUCCUCCAAACCCAGUACCACAGUUUGAAGCUGGAAUGUGAGAAACUGGCCACAGAGAAGACCGAGAUCCAGAGGCAUUACGUUAUGUACUAUGAGAUGUCCUACGGCCUUAACAUCGAAAUGCAUAAACAGACGGAGAUUGCCAAGCGGUUGAACGUGAUCUGUGCUCAGCUCAUCCCAUUCCUGUCACAGGAGCACCAACAACAGGUGGUCCAGGCCAUGGAGCGCGCCAAGCAGGUGACUAUGGGGGAGUUAAAUGCGUCGAUUGGGCAGCAGCUCCAGGCCCAGCAUCUCUCGCAGCAUGCCGCCCAGGGUCUGCCCAUGGGCCCCCACCCAUCAGGACUGCCCCAUCCGGGGCUGGCGCUGGGUGGGGGUUCCGGCUUGCUGGCACUGUCUGGAGCACUCGGCGCCCAGCUGGCUGCCAAGGACGAGAGGGCGCACCUGGAAGCAGCAGCCGCCGCCGCCGCUGCCGCAGAGCACCACAGAGACCGUGAAGCAGGACCGAGUUCUCUUUCCAAUGGAGACAAGGGACGCCCGACAGACUACCUCAGCAAUGGCAAGAAAAGGAAAGCUGAUGAGAAGGAGUUCAUGACAGACUAUGGCAGCGAUGCAGAUAAGAGUGAUGAUAAUUUGGUGGUAGAUGAGGACCCAUCGUCUCCGCGCAGCGUACAGUCCUACUCAUCCAGGGAGAACGGCCUGGACAAGAUGCCCCCAUCCCGUAAGGAGGGGCCCCCACAGGCCAGCCCCACCUCCCUGGCUUCUUCCAGCAGCGCCUCCCCCUCACGUAGUAAAGAGCCGCUGCAGAGGGAGAAAUCCAGUACCCCGGGUAUGAAGCCAGGGACCCCCAUGUCUCAGGAGUCCAACACCCCAGGACCCAGCGGACCCCCACAGUUCCGCCCCGUCCCCGGCAAACCCGGCGUGGACCCCCUGGCUCUGGGUCUCAGAAACCCCCUCACAGUUCAAGGAGCCUACCCCCCGGGGGCCUUUGGCCUCCCGCCUCCUGGAGUGAACGGUGAGCUGCCCGGGGCGGUGGGCUACGGUCCCGGCCUCCACCUGGUCUCCCCCCAAAUGAACGGAUCUGCUGCCGCCGCCGCCGCAGCAGCAGCCGCAGCAGGCUAUGGCCGAUCACCCGUGGUGGGCUACGAGUCCCCCCACCCACAUAUGAGGGUUCCCGGGCUGCCUGCCAGCCUGCAGUCAUCCGCCUCAGGAAAACCUGCCUACUCGUUCCACGUGAGUGCGGACGGCCAGAUGCAGCCGGUGCCCUUCCCCCCGGACGCCCUGCUGGGCCCGGGCAUCCCGCGUCACGCCCGGCAGAUCCACACACUGAACCACGGGGAGGUGGUGUGCGCCGUCACCAUCAGCACGUCCACACGCCACGUCUACACUGGAGGCAAGGGUUGCGUCAAGGUGUGGGACAUCAGCCAACCUGGCAGCAAGAGCCCCAUGGCCCAGCUGGACUGUCUGAACAGAGACAACUACAUCCGCUCUUGCAAGCUGCUCCCGGAUGGGAGGACAUUGAUCGUGGGCGGGGAGGCCAGCACGCUGUCAAUCUGGGAUCUGGCCACGCCCACUCCCCGCAUUAAGGCGGAGCUUACGUCGUCUGCCCCCGCCUGCUACGCUCUGGCCAUCUCCCCCGACAACAAGGUCUGCUUCUCCUGCUGCAGCGACGGGAACAUCGUGGUCUGGGACCUCCACAACCAGACCCUGGUCAGGCAGUUCCAGGGCCACACAGACGGGGCCAGCUGCAUCGACAUCUCCAACGACGGCACCAAGCUGUGGACGGGGGGGCUGGACAACACAGUCCGCUGCUGGGACCUCCGAGAGGGACGACAGCUCCAGCAACACGACUUCACCUCGCAGAUCUUCUCUUUGGGUUACUGUCCGACUGGGGAGUGGCUGGCUGUGGGCAUGGAGAGCAGUAACGUGGAAGUGCUGCACGUCUCCAAACCUGACAAGUACCAGCUGCACCUACAUGAGAGCUGCGUGCUCUCCCUCAAGUUCGCCUACUGCGGUAAAUGGUUUGUGAGCACAGGCAAAGAUAACCUCCUCAACGCAUGGCGGACGCCUUAUGGAUCCAGCAUAUUCCAGUCCAAGGAGUCCUCAUCGGUUCUCAGCUGUGACAUCUCCCCCGACGACCAAUUCAUCGUGACUGGCUCCGGGGACAAGAAGGCCACAGUCUACGAAGUUAUCUACUGACAAGAAUGCUGAUUGGUCUGAAAAAAAAUCAAUAAUAAUCAGGGGCGGGGCUACGACACCCCCCCUCCCCUCCCCCCCGGACCAAUGACUGUACAGAGAGUCGGUGGCAUGGAAACGAGACACUCACUUGUACUUUGUUGUUUUGUUUACGGUUGUGAAAGGGGUGAAAGAGAGAGAGAGAGAGAGAGAGAGAGAGAGAGAGAGAGAGAGAGAGAGAGAGAGAGAGAGAGAGGCAAGGGGCACAAAGUCACAUCUCUGGAAGAACCGAACAUUGAACUGUUUUUAAUGCUCUGAGAACGCUGGUUAGUCUAUAGCUGCGCAAAUGUGGGAUUCCUCCAAAGAACUGUUUUGAUCUUUUAUUUUGGUUUAUUUUUUGUUUGUUUAUGUUUCGUUUUUGUCUUAAUUUUUUCCUCCUUUUUUUAACAAAAUAAAACCUCUGUAGUGGACAAGAAAUUAGCAGAAAGAUUCUUAUUUUUUUAGACUUUAAAUUUUGUGUCAAGUAGUUGGAGCGUGUGAAGCGGAGAAAGGGAAGGGGGGGGGCAGAGAUGGCGUGGAGGGGGGCGAAGGGAGGCCGGAAACUCGGACCGAGAGAUGGGCAGCCAUGUUUUUGUGCGCCGUACGGAGUCCCGUCCUGGUGUGGCUGGUCGCAUCUCAGCGUGGUGCAGCCUGGGUCCUCCUCCCCCGGGGCCUCGCCCUCAGGUGGAAGGAGGCGGAUGGCAGGAUGGCGUACUGGCCAGCCCUGACUACUGUUGUGUUUUUAUUUUCCUGGUUAGAUUUCAGCGGCAACAUGAUUGUAUUAUCUCUGGUACAUAAAUAAAUAAGUCUUUAUGGACAGGAUGAGGGGAAACAAAGGGUCGGGCUUUUACCCAAAUGCAUUUUGACAAAGGUGCAAAGUUUAUCUUUGCUCCAUUCUCUUACAUUAGAUACCAAGGAUGUCUUCUUGAAUUGCCUUUUGGGGAUCCUUGCCCCGCACACAACACUACUACUACUACUACUACUAUUACUACUACUACUAGUACUACCCUAGGGCAUAAAACGCAACCCGACUCCAUAAGCACUCAUAUAACAGGUACAAUCUGGUUCCAGGCGAAGUGGCUACUACUCUUGACUCAUUAACAUUCGACGUUAAAUGUGUUUUUCUAUCGUAUUUGUUAGGACACAUAGGCAGACAGGUAUUUUCACAACUGCAUCGUGAACCUUGACCUUGCUCUAUAUGGACAUGUAAAUAAAGUUCUCUAAAGGCAAACGAGGAUGUCA